Westerdykella ornata is the source of this 1621-nucleotide messenger RNA. RefSeq lists its product as uncharacterized. The transcript has a single exon. The coding region runs from base 38 to 1315 and encodes 425 amino acids. The record is from RefSeq and is a predicted model, not a curated record. Gene Ontology annotation, cellular component: RNA polymerase I core factor complex. Gene Ontology annotation, biological process: nucleolar large rRNA transcription by RNA polymerase I; transcription initiation at RNA polymerase I promoter. Gene Ontology annotation, molecular function: RNA polymerase I core promoter sequence-specific DNA binding; TBP-class protein binding; RNA polymerase I general transcription initiation factor activity. NCBI's taxonomy places the organism in Eukaryota, Fungi, Ascomycota, Dothideomycetes, Pleosporales, Sporormiaceae.
CAACUCGCCAGAGGUAAUUCGUCGCAAAAACAGAAAAAUGCAGCUAUUUGCGGCCCAGACGCGCCCCGGCGGCAAAACAACGCACUCGCUGCGAGCAGGCCAACACCUACAAUCGAAGAGGAAACGAGACGAGGACGAUUGGGACGACGAGCAUGAGAUAGAUGGCCGCUCCCCGUCCCUAGACGCGGUCUCAUAUUCCUCCUCUCACGCGCACAAGACAGCCCAGCUGCGUGUCGCAGGUUUAUUGCCCGAGAAUGCGGCUGAAAUACCGCCCACGCCCUUUCCUCACGCACCGGCUCGCACUCCCAGCCAUCCUCUCAACGCGUCGAAACUCUGGAAGGGUUUGGCUGAGCUGGAUCCUCCACUAUUUGCUGUCAAUGCCACGUCAAACAGUUCUUUCGUUGGCGGUGUAAGCGAGCCGCUGGCAUCGCGGCAGAAACACCUAGGCCUACUGAGUGCAGUCAUGCAUCGCUGCUUGCUUGAGGGUGACUUCCACCGAGCCGGGAAGGCAUGGGGCCUCAUUCUACGAACCCAUAUUGCUGGUGUACCUAUUGAUCCCCGAAACCAUGGGCGCUGGGGCAUAGGCGCUGAGAUUCUGCUGCGUCGAGGCCACCGGCCAACCCAAAGUAAACUUGACAAUAAUGCAAAUGAAGAAUCCUCAUUCGGGGAAGAGUCCUUUUCAGAAGAAGGAUUCGAGCUCGCCAAAGAAUACUAUGAGCGUCUAAUAAUCCAGCAUCCUCACCGAAAACACAUAACUAACGUCAUCGAUGAACUUACCUUCUAUCCAGCCAUGUUUUCCCUCUGGAUUUAUGAAAUCUCGGAAAAGAGUGCUCGGAUGCGCCGAACCUUCGAGGAAAGCGAUCAAGGUAUGGAUGAUGGUAUCACGGGUUUAGAAGAGCGCCGCGCCCAUCGAUCUGCAAUCAUCGCAUAUGAGCUGCAACAUGCCAGGCAGAUCACUGCACGACUGGAUCAGCUCAUCGUAUCGCCACCCUUCGACAAGUCACCGGAUCUUUUGCAGCUUAGAGGGAUGCUUGCUCUUUGGAUUGGUGACCUCAUCCUGAAGAGCGAUGAACCACAUCAUGAUAAUGGUUCUUGGGACAACCUUUUGUUUGACGAGGAUCUCUCUAUGGAAAGCACCGAUCCCGGUAGGGAGCGACUGCAAAGGCUCAUUGAUAGUCGGAGAGAAUAUCGACAGGCGAUGGACAGCUUUGUUCGGGCGCAGGUCAAUGGCAGAGGACUCGGAGAUGUCCUGGCUAACACUGAGGAGAGGAUCCUUGACCUCUCGAGGAAGAUCGCGAAAUUCGAGCCGGAAUGACGCUGAACAACAGUAUCGACACUUGUAUUAGAGCGGACGUAUAUGUCAUGCUUAGGAAAGCAAUUGGGCUUCCACCUCCAUGCGGACAAGUGCUGAUUGAGGCUCACAUGGCGGACUCGGACGACCGCGUACCACAACCCGGAAUAACCGCAAAAUUCCUCCUUCUAAGCACUCCUCGCCGGAACUUUCCGUUGGAAUAGACACAACGUACAGCAUCAUGCCCUAGUGCUGGGAAUGCUAUGUAAAGGAUAUGAAGGCCUAUACAAUUGUUAAACGAUGUAAGAAUCCUCGCACAAUAAUCGUUAG